Cucurbitaria berberidis CBS 394.84 is the source of this 1082-nucleotide messenger RNA. RefSeq lists its product as uncharacterized. The transcript is spliced from 2 exons. The record is from RefSeq and is a predicted model, not a curated record. Bases 316 to 786 code for a protein of 156 amino acids. NCBI's taxonomy places the organism in Eukaryota, Fungi, Ascomycota, Dothideomycetes, Pleosporales, Cucurbitariaceae.
AAGUCUCUUGUGUGUGAGUGGCGGGUGUUGGAUGACUAAGGACAUGACGCGCAGCUGAGACGUGAGCUGCAUGUUGAACGCAAGCUAGAGCGGAUCCAGUGGACAGCUGUCACCGCAACUGUGAUACACAAACAACACAAAAUUGAAAGAAAACUCUCGGCACCCCCCGUUCCCUGCUCUGAUCAGGCUCCGCAUAGCUUUCUUUCGACGUCCAACGCGCUCACAACUCAACCACACGCUCGACUCGCCCCGCAACGCGUUCACCGCGUCUCGCACACGCCACAGACUUGUACAUAGCAUUACACAUUACACACCAUGGACUUCAUACAAGACUAUGCAUCCCUCCUCCCGCGCCUCCUACCCCCCUCCCUCUACAAUCCGCUCUUCACCAUUCUGACCACAACCUUCGGCCUCAUGCGCACAUUACAAACGCACCUCUCACCCCUCCUCACGCGCCUCGUCACACAACCCGACGUUGCCUCGAUCCUCGCACUUCUCGCCAUAUUGUUCAUUAGCCUCAAGAUCCUCGACAUGAUGUACCGGGCGGUCAUAUUCUGGGUGAAUAUGGUGCUACGACUGGUGUUCUGGGGCUCAAUCUUGUUGGUGGGGCUGUGGGUGUGGAAUAGAGGCAUGGACGGGUUUUUGGAAGAUGUGCAAGGUUUGGGCGCGCAUUGGAUGGGAGAGUUUGAGAAAUAUAGUGGGGAGGUGAAGGAGUUCCAGAGGCAGAAGGAGGAUCAGUUGCGGUUUCAGGCGGCGCAGAAGCAGAAAGGAAGGGGGUGGCGGUAAAGACGCCAUUGAAGAGGCGACGGGAUUGCGGAAGAGAAGGACUGUGUGAAUGGAGAGAAGGGCAAGUUGACUGAAGCUUUGAUGAACAAAAUCUGAGCUGGUCAGCGGACAUACUUGGGCACAUAUUGGUUUGCAUUCACACGGCGUAUGGGGUCUUUCCAAAAAGCGGGCGCAUCGGUAUAUGCAGGAUUGCAAUAACGGCAUGAUUUGGACAUUUAGCGAGUCCGGGUCCUUGACUUUGUAACCGUAGUCAUUAGUACGAAGCCACGAAUGAUGAAACCUUUUAGAUUAUCCCC